AAAUUGUUUUUUUUGCAGAUACUGAAAAAAAAAUUAGAUAGAUUUAUUUUACAGCGCAAAGCGAAAAAACAUUGAAAUAUGGAAUAUUCUCAAUUCCUCUUGCUCUUUGUGGUGUUGACAGCUAUUUUCUGCCAAGUUCAAAGCGUUGGUUUCGACGUGGGCGACACUAGACCGUCUUGUCUUCAAUCGCUAAAAAACUGCAAACGUAACUCAACGUGUAAGGAAGUUUAUAAAUCGGUGAAGAACAAAUGCAAGGCGAAGGAAGCUCAGUGCAACGCCAGAACGGCUGAUCUACAACAAUGCGCUAUGGACAUUGCCUACCUGAGGGAGGCCGCGUUUCCAAUAGAUAAUAAAUGCAUAUGUCACGGCAAGUCUUUGUCAUUGAAGAAACUGGUACGAUGCAGUGAAAUCUUGAACACAGUCUACGCGAACCCAUGUUUCGAGAAGGGUGAGAGAAUUCGCCAAGAGGCGAUUAGGAUUGCUUCCGUCACAAUGCGUGCGGCGGUUGCCACAGAAAUUGAUGACGUCACACAAACCCCAAAAUAUGACGUUGUAAGCGAUGUGGCACUCAUGGCAAGCACUACCAGUGCUCCGGACACACUUGGUGAAAAUCUCGGCGAAGUGGCAGCAGACCAAGGCGACAUAAAAAGUGGCGUCAGAGUGUCAGACGUUGAAAAGAAGAUGGAGUCUGUAUCUGAGGAAGACAUGCAAGACGUGGAUGCCCUCUUUGCUACGGAUCCCGAGUUGAGAAGUUUUGAUGAUGGUUGGGAGUUUUCCGAUGAUACUGGUGCCUUUGAUGGAAUAAAUGCAGAGGAAGAAGAGGUGAAAAUAGACAUAGAGCAAGGAGAGGAAGAAGAACUAGUAAUGGAAGAAGAAGAAGAAGAGUUAGAAGAAAUGGAGAAUGAAGUUUCUCAGGAGGAAGACUUGGAAGAGGUGGAUGAAAUGAACGUGGAAGACGUUUCAGAAAGCACGGAAAAACUUGACGAGUUUGUGGAAGAAAUAAUUCAGAGUGGAAACGAAAACAUUUUUGCUGAUGACGAAGACGAUGACGUAGAGAGUGACGGAAAUCAGCUAGAAGAUAAGGGGACGGUGGAUUAUCCAGAGAUAGACCACAACAAACUUGACCCAGAGUGUGACAAGACCAUUCCUGCUGAAGUGUCGAAUGAAUCCAGUAAAAGGGCUGAAGAAAAUGCAACACUCGAGAUAACCCUUUUCACCUGCGGAGCAAUUUUAGUGCUGCUGGUUUUGGUGGCGACAGGCUUUCUGGUACAAAAAAGGCGGAAAAAAAUCAACUACACAUCUGGUCAAUUCGACAAUAGGUCGAAAGAACCAAAGAGAAAAACCUUUAAAAUGCGUCAUCCGACCAUCGUCAUUCGGUCUCUACAAAACAAAGAGACUUGUUUAAAGGCGAAAGGUCUAUUGCGACAUCAACAUGUUUAAUUAUUAACUAUUGGUGGAAAAAGAAAAUGUAAAGCGAUUGUCUACAAGCGAUUACUUUGAACAUUUGUAACCUAUUCAGAAUUAGCAGGAGCGAAUAGCAAUAGUUAAUACAUGUAAGCACUCUAGCUUGUCAACAUAAUGUCGAUGUUUGUAUAUGUUUCGUGUUUUUAUUACUUUUUAUCUGUAUGUUUGACUCCAUACCGCCGUCUUGCGGCUUUGGAAUUUCAUACGAAGCGAUCCUAUAUUGAACCAUAGCCUGAAAAAAUCGUUGUGUGGCCUUUGACUAAAAAGUUGUUUUUAUUUUUGUUUUAAAGUUUAAAUCAGUGUUCCAUAUAUUUUUGCGUUGCCUUUUCUUCUCAUUUCUUUAAUUAUGUGUAUUUUUGCACUUGUUUUAAAAUUAAUUCUUCCGUUGUUGCGCCAGUUCAAUUUACUAAUCCAAAUCAAAACUAACCAUUCUUCUCCGUAUUGAUUUAACAAUUAUGAUUCAUAUAAAUUGCUUCAAUACAGGUGUUCACAAGUAA
Molecule: messenger RNA, 1961 nt
Organism: Ciona intestinalis (vase tunicate)
Lineage: Eukaryota; Metazoa; Chordata; Ascidiacea; Phlebobranchia; Cionidae
Source: RefSeq, a predicted model, not a curated record